CAGAUCAACAUGGCGGAUUUCUGGUGGCUAAUUUGAGAUCUCGCUGCUUAGUGAAAUAAAUAAUGUAAAUAAAGCGUUUAUAAAUAUAUAAAUAUAUAUAUUGGUGGAUUUUAUUUAUUUAUCAUUUAUAUUAAUAUCAGAGAAAAGGAACAAAGCUGAAAAUAAACGCUGUGGAUUGUGAGUUUUGAUUUUUAAAGUGUGUGUGUGUGUGAUGGAGUGUGCUGAGGCGCAGCUGCGUGUGUGUGUGCGCGCGUUUGUGAGGAGCAUCUCUACAUCUCGGGAUCAUGCAGAGAUCAGCGAAGCGCUACACACACUCGCACGCUACCUGGAGGGCGGAGCCGCCUCGGCCGGGGUCAGGGCCGAGUUCCAGCGAGUUCAUUACACACACGUCCUGCAGGCGCUGACCACCGCGCUCGCCUCUGAUUGGUUCCACAGUCUGAGUGAGGACAAGCGCAAGGAAUCAUGGGACUUGUUUUUCCUUCGAGGUCCUCCAGACCAGGCGCUGCUGGUGUUACUGGACUCCAUCAGCUCACAGAGUGAGAGUGCAGCUCUGGAGCAGUGUGUGUGUGUGUUGGAGGCGUUCCUCACUGCUGACCGUCUCGGUGCACUCCUGUGGUCUCGGUGUGUGGAAACUGACUUGCGCUGUGACUCCGCCCACCUCCGGGAGGUGGUGUUAAACCGGCUGGCGUCUCUGCCCUCUCUGAUCGCCAACCGCCUGGGCACACACACACCGCCGUCACUGACCGAGCAGCAGUACUACACACACCUCACCCUCCACAUCCUACACACUCUGGAGAGGAUCUGUGGCGCUCUCAGAGCGGGACAGGACUGCUCUCUGAUGUUUGUGUCUCAGCUGUUGGGGAAAGUGUGUAUGCAGGGACACGGAGAGUUGGUGUGUGGGACUCUGGCUCCUCGUCUCUCCUCUCUCACACACUUGGACGCUCUGUGGCAGCGUGUGAGCUGCAGACUGCUGGAGAACAUUCCAGAACGCUGGGUGGAGAGCGUCAUCACACCUCUCAUACACAACCUGCACGGGUCAUCAGCGUUGUCGAGAGUGAUGGGGAAUCUUGUGUUAAAGAAUAAGAAAGUUCAGUUUGUUCUCACUCACAAACUCCUGCUGCUGCAGUAUCAUCACCCGGUGCGGGUGUUGAGGAGUGUGUUGGGGUAUCUGGCACUGGAUAAAGAGAGAAGAGCGCUUCUCAAACAGGUGUUGCGCAGUGUGUGUCAGGUGUGGUGUAACAGCAGUGCAGUGAGACACACUCCAGUGGAACAGCAGCUGUAUGUGAGUAAAUCCCUGCUGCUGUGUGUGAGUGUGCUCCACCACCAUGAGAUACCAGAGCUACGGGAAGACCUGCUGCAGUGCAUGCUGGGAGGAGUGCAGUGUCGGCUGGACAGUGGCGUGGAGCGCGUGCGGAGGAUGGGCAUGGUGGUGGGCGAGUGCAUCAGCCGGAGAUUGGACACGCCCACCUCGCAGCUCAAAUUCCAGUACGAGGCAGAUGAGGAGAGCAGAGAGUUGAUGUCACUGAUGGAGCCUCAGACUAAAGAGGAUGAAGAUGAACAGCAACCACCUGAUGCUACACACAGACCUGAGUCCAAAAGUUCAUCAGGACAGUCAGUGACAUCAUCAGAGCUUCCUACGACCAAUCAGACAUCAGAAGAUGGACCAGGCAGUGAUUCCGAGCUUGACAGUGAUGAUGAGCUCCCUCCAUACGACAUGUCCUCUGAUCAGGUGACGCAGAAGGCGACUCCACCCCGCUACGUCAGAGACUGUCUGGACGCCCUGAUGUCCUCUGAUGACCCAGAGAGGGUGGAGCUGAGUCUACAGGCAGCAGAUGGUCUUCUGAGGAGGAACAUCAGCACCACACAAGAGGUGAGUGUACAGUUCAGUAAAGUGCUGUUACACCUGGAGGACAGGUACAAGACUGCAGGCUUCUACACACUCCGACAGAAUGGCAUGGUGGCCCUGGCUGUCACACACACACAGCCGGUGGUGGAAUAUCUGACUGCUGAGUUUUACUCUCUCAACUACAGCCUGAGACAGAGGCUCGACAUCCUGCAGGUCCUAGCUGUCGCUGCCCAGGAGCUCUCUGAGCCAAUCACAGAGAAGAGGGCGGGGUCACAGUUGGUUGCCGAGGUGACGCCACUGGACAGGUGUGGUGAGGUGGAACAUUGGCGUGAGGUUGUGGAAAAACGCAUUCAGAGUAAGACACGGCGCAUCAGUAAGCUGGUUCGAAACUCAGCAGCUGGUAUCAUCAGUAAAACUCCUCCACAUCAGUCCGGUUCUGCAGCAGCUCCACUGGCUUCUGGUCAAACUUCACAUUGACUUUAAGAUUCUUCUUCUCUCUUUUAAAGCUAUUCACAAUCUCACCCCUUCUUACUUGUCUGAUCUUCUCCAUAUUCAUGUUCCCUCUCUUUCUCUUAGAUCUGCCUCUUCUCUUCAGCUUCUGUUUCUUCUGCUCGUCUCACCUCCAUGGGGCAGAGGGCUUUCUGUUGCUCUGCUCCCCGGCUCUGGAACUCUUUACCUCCAGACAUUCAUAACACUGACUCUCUGUCUAUCUUUAAAUCUAGACUCAGGUCUCACCUGUUUAAGCUUGCUUACUCUUCCUGAAUCUUCCUUGCCCUCUCACACAGUCUCAGUCUCGUCUGUAUUUAGUUUUUUGUGAUUGUUGCUUGUUUUUUGUCGUAUUGUUUCUGUGUGCUUUGUGUUGUAACUUAUUGUUCGGUGUCCUUGAGUGUUGAGAAAGGCGCCUAUAAAUAAAACGUAUUAUUUAUUAUAAUAAUAUUCUUAAUUGUACACACAUUUAUACACAUCUAAACAUAUAAAAUUCUGUAAUGUAUUAAAUACACCAUAAAUGUUCUGGUUAAGUGUGUGUGUGUGUGUGUGUGUGUGUGU
This is a messenger RNA of Hemibagrus wyckioides, 2893 nucleotides long. RefSeq names its product TEL2, telomere maintenance 2, homolog (S. cerevisiae) (gene telo2). Gene Ontology annotation, cellular component: cytosol. Gene Ontology annotation, molecular function: Hsp90 protein binding; telomeric repeat DNA binding. Gene Ontology annotation, biological process: protein stabilization; telomere maintenance via telomerase. Bases 212 to 2323 code for a protein of 703 amino acids. NCBI's taxonomy places the organism in Eukaryota, Metazoa, Chordata, Actinopteri, Siluriformes, Bagridae. The transcript is spliced from 17 exons. The record is from RefSeq and is a predicted model, not a curated record.